UGUAACUCCAGCUCUUGUCUGUAUACUCUCCAGAGAUUACUUUCUUCUUGUCUGAGUUGUCUCUACUCUCUCUAUCUCCCAUGAGGGAAACUUAGGUUUUGUUAUUCUUUCUUCCUUCAUCCCCUUAAUUCUUCAAAACUUAAUAAUAGUUUCACCCUUUAAAAACCCUGAUCUUGACUGCAGCUCCAAAACCUAGCUUCCAUGGCAAAAACAAGACCUGGGCUCUCUGCUGCCAAGCCCAAACCAGGGAAGAGGGACCUUGACUCUUACACUAUUAGAGGCACCAACAAAGUUGUUAGAGUUGGGGAUUGUGUUCUGAUGCGUCCUUCUGACACUGGUAAGCCCCCGUAUGUGGCACGUAUUGAAAAAAUUGAAGCGGAUAGCAGGAAUAAUGUGAAGGUUCGAGUGCGGUGGUAUUAUCGUCCUGAGGAGUCACUUGGAGGAAGGAGGCAGUUCCAUGGAGCAAAGGAGCUGUUUUUGUCUGACCACUAUGAUGUCCAGAGUGCUCACACUAUUGAAGGGAAGUGCAUUGUUCAUUCUUUCAAGAACUACACUAAGCUUGAGAAUGUUGGGGCUGAGGAUUACUAUUGUAGAUUCGAGUAUAAAGCUGCUACUGGAGCCUUUACUCCUGACCGAGUUGCUGUGUACUGCAAAUGUGAGAUGCCAUACAACCCUGAUGAUCUCAUGGUGCAAUGUGAGGGCUGCAAGGACUGGUAUCAUCCUGCUUGUGUGGGCAUGACAAUUGAAGAAGCUAAAAGGUUGGAUCACUUUGUGUGUUCUGAAUGUUCUGAGGAUGAUGUCAAAAGAUCACAGAAUGGAUUUCAUCCAUCGCCAGUUUCUGAUGCAAAGGUGGAACCCAAACGACGAAAGAGAUAAGCCAUGGGGAAAUUUUGUUGCAUGAGAGGAGAAGACUCUUUAUGCAGAUUUAGCUUGUAGCCUGUUGUUGUGUGAGUUGUAUAGUGCAGAAGUUGUGUGCUUUGCCCAAACUGGUGGCUGUGAGUAACUUGUGUGUUGGAUACAUCUGUGUCUGUGUUAGGUUUAGGAGAUUAAGUCUGUGCAGUCAGAUUGUUCUGUAGUUCUCUGAUGUUGAACUUGAACCAAUAUUUGUGGUAGAAAAACUUUCAAAUAUCACCUUUCCAAUCUUGUCUUCCUUUUGUAAAACAUCUGAUUGACUUCUUGAUUAUGCAUUCCCAUCUCCUCAUAAGCCAAGUAUCUUUU
Molecule: messenger RNA, 1218 nt
Organism: Durio zibethinus
Lineage: Eukaryota; Viridiplantae; Streptophyta; Magnoliopsida; Malvales; Malvaceae
Product: chromatin remodeling protein EBS-like
Molecular function (GO): chromatin binding
Source: RefSeq, a predicted model, not a curated record